AUCUCUAUUCGGGAGACAGUCGCCUGGCCAAACGCGACGCAACUGCGAAUGCAGGCGGACGGACGAUCUCGGUCGGUCGGUCGGUCCAACUAUAUAAAAAUAAACCGAAACUGAAAGCAAGAAGAAGCCGUCCGAGCAGGCUGUGCCAAAAAAAAUUUCAAAAUUAGAGUACAUAUAGUGAUGUGCGGUCGUUUGCGUUGUAAAUAAUUUGUGAAAUAAGAUUAAUAAUAAAAAUAAUAUUACAAAUAUAAGCCAAACAACAUGUCUGCACUGAGUGUGGGACGCAAAAGUAGCGGCCAGCUUGAGGUUAUGCAAAAAGCUGGCUGGAAGAUCGAUGAGAAUGAGAAAGCCUGCUAUAUCGAUGUGGAUGAAGAUGAUGAUGAUGCCGGUGAUGGAGCGAAUGAUUCCAAGCGGGUCUACUCCAAUUGGUGCUACCUGCCGGACCUAAUCCUCGAGGAAAUUUUCACAUAUCUAAGCCCCAAAGAGAGAUACUAUGCAGGACUGGUUUGCCGGCAAUGGUAUCGUGCCUUUUACUUGCCCACGGUUUGGAACAACUUUGUGAUGGAUGAUCGCACCCUAACCCGACCGAAGUACAACUACUACUCCGGCUGGCAGUACUGCCUGGAUCACAUGCGUACACAGAACUGUCUGGCGAGGAUUGGGAAAUAUUUAAGGGGAAUUGAGUUUCGGCCAUGGCACAGCUUUAACAAUAUCUACCAGUUUAUGACACUAUUAUCAUGGAGCAUGGAUAAGGGUGCAGAACUGAAUGCCUCGCCGGAACUGGUGGGCAUGGGUCGCCGUAUCCGGUCGCUGGUCUAUCACUUCCCGUGCAACAUGUCGCAGCCCAAUGAUCCCGAGGGUAUCAAGCUCUUCGGCACUGGAGGGCAGCUCCUAAAGGGUUUGAAGGAGCUGCUCCUGCGGCUGACAGAUCUGCACACUUUGAAGUUGGUGGACUUUGUGCUGGAACGCUUCGAGGCGAAUCACUUGCUCGAUGAGGUUGUUUGCAGCUGUUGCACCAAGAUGAGGGUCUUGAAUCUUGUAAAUGUAACCACCACACACUGUCCCAUUAUGCAUGUGGGUUUGUUCCUUAAUCUGCAGGUGCUUACCAUUUCCCCUCAGAACAUAGACGACGAUGUCCUGUCCCUGCUGGCGGACACCAAGCUACGUCAUUUGUAUUUACUUCAAAACUGCUAUACGCCAAGUCACCUGACCAUAAGUGCCUGCGGCGUGAAGGCCUGGCGAAGUCUGAAGAAAACGAAUCCACGCAUGCGCGUCCACCUGCGGGUGGAGAACCUGACGGAUGGCGAGGUGGUGCUGCAGCCUGAGGCACCUGUCCACAGCAUCACAUACUGGGCACCGCAGGCCCGAAUCCGGGUUGACCUCCUCGUCCGAAUGGUGGACCAUUAUCGGAACACCUUGGCUGUCUAUGGCCAUGAGCUCCUGCCGCGCUUCUCCAGCCCCAAGCCCUUUCACAGCCGCGUCGAUAGUCUGAUGCUGCUCCUCUGCCGGCAGUGCUUCAAUCUGGACACACUGAUAAUCCGCGAGAAAGUCUCCACCUCGACGCUUUUGUUGAUUGCCCGAACUGCCAAGAAUCUGCGGCAUCUCUAUGUGCGACGCUUUGCGGUGAUUCUACGGUGUGACUGGCCCAGGCAUUUGGAGUGGAGCGAUGAGUUCUAUGCCUGGUUGAAAAGGAACUCCAGAUCCUAUGAGGCUGUCGAGCGGGAGAUCUCACAGAUCCUGGGAGAAAAGUGGCGCCUGCUGAGCGAUCGGGACUUUAAGCAGCUGACUGUGAAUGUGAAAUCGGGAAUCUAGAGAUUGAUUGAUAUAUAUGCCCUUCCUUGUGGGACUUGUGAUAAACGGUGUAGAGCUUUAACAAUUUAACCAAAGUUAACUGUACGAAAUAAAGCAAAUUGUUUUUCGAUAUUUUAA
Messenger RNA from Drosophila serrata, 1929 nucleotides. RefSeq names its product F-box only protein 39. Gene Ontology annotation, molecular function: protein binding. NCBI's taxonomy places the organism in Eukaryota, Metazoa, Arthropoda, Insecta, Diptera, Drosophilidae. The record is from RefSeq and is a predicted model, not a curated record.